AUGUCCAGCCAAGUCUACAUCCUCUCCGCCUCCCGUACCCCCAUCGGCGCCAAAGACGGCGCCCUCGCCACCGUCUCCGCCCCCCAGCUCGGUGUCACCGCCGUCAAGCACGCUAUCGAGAAGGCCGGCCUCGAGCCCAAGAGGAUCGAAGAGCUGUACAUUGGUAAUGUCGUCCAGGCUGGUGUGGGACAGAGCCCUGCUAGGCAGGUUGGUAUCGGUGCUGGUAUCCCCGAGAGCUCGGAUGCUACCACUAUCAACAAGGUGUGUGCGUCCGGUUUGAAGGCCAUCAUGCUCGCCUCGCAAAACAUCCAGCUCGGACAGCGAGGUGUCAUGGUCGCUGGUGGUAUGGAAUCCAUGUCCCAAGCUCCCUUCCUUCUCCCCCGAAACAACCCCCCCUUCGGCGCCGUCACCGCCCAAGACUCGCUCGUCUCUGACGGUCUCUUUGACGUCUACAACAAGUUCCCCAUGGGCAACUGCGCCGAACACACUGCCAAGCAGCUCUCCAUCUCGCGCGAAGACCAAGACGACUUCUGCCUCUCUUCCUACACCCGCGCGGAAGAAGCCUGGGCCGCUAACGCUUUCAAAGAUGAGAUUGCGCCCGUGACUGUCAAGGGCCGAAAGGGCGAUGUUGUGGUCAAGGAGGAUGAAGACUACAAGAAGCUUCUGAAGGAGAAAUUCAGGACUAUUAGGCCGGUGUUCCAGAAGGAUGGGACGGUGACGGCUGCGAAUGCGUCGACUUUGAACGACGGUGCUAGUGCUGUCGUGCUCGCGUCUGGAGAGGUCGUCGAGAAGGAAGGUUUGAAGCCUCUCGCCAAGAUCCUCGGCUACGCCGACGCGGCUUGUGCCCCUAUCGACUUCCCCACCGCCCCCACCCUCGCCGUGCCCCUCGCGCUCAAACACGCCGGUGUCUCUCAGGACGACAUUGCCCUCUGGGAGUUUAACGAGGCCUUCUCCGUCGUCGGUAUCGCCGCUACAAAGGUUUUGGGUAUUCCCAGGGAAAAGAUCAACGUCAAGGGUGGAGCCGUCGCUUUGGGUCACCCUAUUGGAUCUUCUGGAUGUAGGAUCGUGGUCACGCUUGUGCACGCGCUGAAGAAGGGUGAGAAGGGUGUGGCUGCUAUCUGUAACGGUGGUGGUGCUGCUUCUGCUAUCGUCAUCGAGAGGCUUUAA
Molecule: messenger RNA, 1167 nt
Organism: Cryptococcus wingfieldii CBS 7118
Lineage: Eukaryota; Fungi; Basidiomycota; Tremellomycetes; Tremellales; Cryptococcaceae
Product: acetyl-CoA C-acetyltransferase
Exons: 6
Coding region: 1-1167 (388 amino acids)
Biological process (GO): fatty acid beta-oxidation
Molecular function (GO): acetyl-CoA C-acetyltransferase activity
Source: RefSeq, a predicted model, not a curated record